Messenger RNA from Naegleria fowleri, 1335 nucleotides. RefSeq lists its product as uncharacterized. Gene Ontology annotation, biological process: proteasome-mediated ubiquitin-dependent protein catabolic process. The record is from RefSeq and is a predicted model, not a curated record. Gene Ontology annotation, cellular component: nucleus. NCBI's taxonomy places the organism in Eukaryota, Heterolobosea, Eutetramitea, Acrasida, Naegleriidae. The transcript has a single exon. The coding region runs from base 1 to 1335 and encodes 444 amino acids. Gene Ontology annotation, molecular function: ubiquitin binding.
AUGGAAGACGAUCUAUUGAUGUCCUUCUUGUCUGUGACCGGCGAGACCGAUCCAGAAAGCGCACAACAUUAUUUGGAGGCUGCAAACUUUGACUUACAAACUGCUGUGGAAUUAUUCUUUUCAAAUCAGCAUCAGCCUUCCUCUAUAUCGUCUGCCACAACAACCAAGACUACUUCCGAUGAAAUUAGAUCACCCAUCCCACAGCAAGCAUCAAGGCUUUACGAUUCAUUCCAACAUCAUCACGAUUAUCAAGGAUUUGGUAGUAGCAACUACAACUAUCCGCCCUAUAUGCAAAAUUUUAAUAGCUACAAUCAAAGAGGACAAAAUCAACAAUUCCAAACCGCAUCACGACUAACGAAUUCUAGUGAUGAAUUUUCGGAAAUGUUCAGAAAACCACAAAUUGUAUUCAAAGGAACUUUUGACGAGGCUAAACAAACUGCAGAAAUGGAGGGCAAGUGGUUGAUUGUUGAGAUACAAAAAGAUGAUGUGUUUGAUUGUCAUCGAAUGAAUAGAGACACCUGGGGUAACGAACUUGUUCAAGCUGUACUCACCCCAUUCUUUAUUUUGUGGCAAGCCGAUGAAGGAACAAACCAGGCUACAUUUUUCAAGGGUAGAUAUCAAGUCUUUAGCUAUCCGUAUGUUUGCAUCAUUGAUCCUAGAACUGGAGAGAAUGUUAAAACAUGGGCUGGAAAAUUUAUUGACGCACCAACCAUGGUUGACAGUCUUCAAAAUUUUGUAGAUAGUCAUUCUUUAUUGGAUCACCUUCCUUCACCUUCACCAAGCACUCUUCAUGCUCCAAAUCCUUUCGAAAAUGUUCAACUUCCAGUCUCUUCUCAAAACAUUCACAACAUUCCAAUUAACAGUGAAGCUAUGGAUGACGAGGACGAACAAUUAAGAGCAGCUAUUCAAGCCUCGAUUGAGGAAGCCACAAAGAUGAAUACCUUAGCGGAUGACGAUGUUCAAAUUAUUGAGAAGCCCACACCACAAACAACCACCCCUAACGUUAUCACUCAACAACCAACUUCUCAAACAACUGUUGAACCUGCAGAUAAGAAGGUAAACCUUUCAGAUUAUCUUACUGAGCAAGGGGAUACCACUAAAAUUCAAAUUAGAUUUCCAGAUGGAAAAAGAGAAGUUGUUAAGAUUCUUAAGAGUGCUCCGCUCGCCGCAAUAUAUGCACUAUGUCGACAAAAGUUGGAAGGAAGCCCCAUUUCAUCUUUUGUUGUCACGUAUUUAGAUAAGACUCAAAAGCAAAAGAAUGUUGACAAUACUUUGGAUAAAUCACUAAGCGACGAAGGACUAUUAGGUGUUGCCCUGUCUGUAGUUCAAGAAUAA